AUGUCUGUGCCUAUGUCUAUGACAACAAUUCCAUUGUCGAUGCCAAAACCAACAAAAGUUCCAUUACCGAUGCCAACACCAUCAAUAAAUAAUGAAGAUUCAAGUGUGAGCACUAUUGCUAGAUUUGUUUAUUCAGGCUUAUUUACAAAGGAAACAGAAACCCAAAAGAAUGUUAUUGAAACAUGUUUUGAUGAUAAUGCUGUUUUUGAAAAUCCAAUGAUACUAGUUGAAUCACGAGACAAAAUAAUCAAUCAAUUUCUCCUGCUUUCAACAUUCUUUCACUCCGUAACACCGGAAAUACAUUCAAUUACUAGCAAAGAGACAGAAGGAAAUCAUCAUUUAGUUUGUAUUGACUCUUUAAUUAAAUAUUGUCUUCCUCUCCCCUGUUUACGUUCGAAAUUAAUUACUCAACGAGUAAUUACAAAGUUUGAAUUUAAUGAACAAAAAAAGAUCAUUAGGCAUGAAGAUAUUUGGAGUUUAAAGGAUAUGGUGGAAUCUUUACCAGUUAUUGGAUGGCUUUAUACAAGAGUUGCAAGGAAACUCAAUGGGAUGGUAACUGGGGGAGUUAUUCUAGCUAUUCAAGAAUUGAAGCAUGCGUGGAAAGAGUGGCAUUAA
Funneliformis geosporum is the source of this 615-nucleotide messenger RNA. The record is from the annotation of a GenBank genome assembly. Lineage: Eukaryota; Fungi; Glomeromycota; Glomeromycetes; Glomerales; Glomeraceae.